AUGAUCGCUUUCAGAACAGCCGCCAUCCUCCUCUUCCUAACAUACUCCAGCGCCAGACCUUCCGAGGAAUGGGAGCCAGAAGGUCACUCGCACACUGAACACACGAAGCCCUACCAUGUGACCGUGGUCAAGAAAAUCGGAGUCCCAGUACCUCAUCCUAUAGCUGUAUCUGUUCCACAAUACGUGAAGGUGCCUAUACCUCAGCCCUACCCGGUUCAUGUCACUGUGGAGCAACCGAUACAUGUACCAGUAUACAAGGUCGUACCUCAAAUAGUUGAGAAGCCGGUGCCCUAUACAGUAGAAAAGCCAGUUCCCUAUGAAGUCGAGAAGCCCUACCCCGUUGAGGUUGAGAAGAAAGUUGAGGUGCCAAUCCCUAAGCCCUAUCCAGUCCAUGUUCCAGUUUACAAACACAUCUACCACCACAAAGGCCACAAGCACUAA
Messenger RNA from Danaus chrysippus (African queen), 441 nucleotides. The record is from the annotation of a GenBank genome assembly. NCBI's taxonomy places the organism in Eukaryota, Metazoa, Arthropoda, Insecta, Lepidoptera, Nymphalidae.